This is a messenger RNA of Lates calcarifer (barramundi perch), 2069 nucleotides long. RefSeq names its product fucose-1-phosphate guanylyltransferase (gene fpgt). Lineage: Eukaryota; Metazoa; Chordata; Actinopteri; Centropomidae. The transcript is spliced from 4 exons. The record is from RefSeq and is a predicted model, not a curated record. The coding region runs from base 95 to 1864 and encodes 589 amino acids. Gene Ontology annotation, molecular function: transferase activity, transferring phosphorus-containing groups.
UAACCACGUGACCACACCCGGAUGUAUGAGAGAGUUCUAAGGUUCUAAUACAGUGAAACCGCGUUGACUUGUUUACGUUACUUUAGCGAACAUAAUGGACACUGGAAGCGACGGUAUGAGUCAGGACGGUGUCCGAAAACUACAAACUGCCACCAGAGAAAAGCUCAGAAAAUUUAACAGUCUGCGGGGUCGAGAGGUGCAGGGUGGUGAGUUCUGGGACGUAGUGGUUGUGACCGCUGUGGAUGAGAGCCAGAGAGAAGCAUACGAGCUGCAGAUCAGUGAGAAAGUUGGCAGAAAAGAGCUUCCCCUCGGUAUUCAAUACAAGGUCUUCUCAGAUCCUCCUGGAUCUAAAAUAGGGAAUGGAGGCUCCACUCUGUACGCACUGCAGCAGCUGGAUGACACCUAUGACAAGACUCUGGGCAAACUGAGGGUCAUCCUGAUCCAUGCAGGGGGGUUCAGUCAGCGUUUGCCCAGUGCCAGCGCUUUGGGUAAGAUCUUCACUGCCAUGCCGCUGGGUGACCCUCUCUACCAGAUGCUGGAGCUCAAACUAGCCAUGUAUGUGGAUUUCCCAUCUCAUAUGAAGCCUGGCGUCCUGGUGACCUGUGCGGACGACAUAGAGCUCUACAGUAUCGCAGAGGAUACCAGGGUUAGGUUUGAUAAACCUGGCUUUACAGCUUUAGCCCACCCCUCCCCGCUGUCUAUUGGAACAACCCACGGCGUGUUUGUGUUGGAUUCACCUGAAAAGUCUGCUCAGUCAGAAAUGGAGAACAGCUCCUGCCUGCGCUUUCUGCACAAACCAAGCAUCAGAAAAAUGCAAGAAUGUGGUGCUGUUCGUAAGAGGCAGGGUGGUUGUCUCUCUCUGUCUGACAGUGAGUUUGUCUACACAGACAGCACCUACUAUGUCGACUUUGAAACUGUAAAGACUCUUCUCGGUCUGCUGAAAGAGUUGGGGCCUUUGCACUGUGAGAUAGACGCAUACGGGGACUUUCUUCAAGCGCUGGGCCCCAAAGCUACGAUAGAGUACACCAGCAACACUGCUAACGUUACCAAAGAGGAGAGAGGUCUGGUUGAAAUCCGCCGAAAGAUCUUCCAUCUCCUACAGGGAACUCCCUUGAACGUCAUUCUCCUCAACAACUCCAAGUUUUAUCACGUGGGAACCACGUCAGAGUACCUCUUCCACCUCACCGAGGACGUGGCUCUGAGGAGCGAGCUGGGCCUCCUGUCGUCUGCGUUCAGUGUGAAUUUGGAAAACUCAGAAGGGUCCACUGGCUGCUGCGUUAUGUACAGUGUCCUCGAUCCCAGUUGCUCAGUGGGAGCUGGAUCAGUGGUGGAGUACUCCAGGUUGGGGGCAGGAGCAUCCGUAGGUAAGGGCUCCAUCAUGAGCAGCUGCCUGGUUAGUCCGGGCCUCUCGGUGCCCGAUGCGGUCUUCAUGCACUCGCUGUGGGUGAACCACCAGGACCGGACCGGGUGUGUAACCGUCGUCUUUGGGAUUAAUGACGACCUGAAGCGCAGCGUGGAGGCCCCCGCUCACGCAGAGAGUUUGAAACUUUUUGGGUACAGCCUGGCCAAGUGUCUGUCCCGCUGGGGUCUGGAGAAGGAAGUCCUGAGGUUCUCUGGUGACUCGUCCUGUAGCUGUAGUUUGUGGAACGCUUGUCUGUUUCCUGUUUGCUCCGAUCAACAAAGCUCGUUCUCGUCGUCUCUGGAGAUGCUGCAGGCCGUCCUGAGCAGCUCCACAUUCAGUUUACCCAAAGACACAGAGUUGAUGUCUAUGCAGGAGUGUUUACAGAGUAAGAACCUGGAGGAGAUGUUGAAAUUCAGGACGGGACUAUACAACGACAUCAGACAGAGACGACUGAACAGUUGAAGCUGCUACAUUUAAUUUUAUGCCUUAGUAUUAUGUAUUUAAAUAUGAGAUAAAAUGAACAGUGCUUUAAUGAUUAAAGUAGUAUAUAAUCAUUGAGGACUGAGCUUUUGCCAGUAUGAAAAUCAGUCAAACUAAUUUUUAAAUCUGGUGUCUGAUUUUUUUGUUGUACAACAUUUCAUAAAACCACUUCAUCAUUUUUUGUAAA